GCCCUCCACCCAAACCUUCUAACUCUCUUUUUCUUCCUCUCUCUAUUACUACUUUCUUUCUUUCCCUUCCCUCUCUCUUUCCUUCACACUUGAAACUUGAGAACAUGGACUAUCAGCGCACCUCUCUUCUAAAUUGUGCUUACUUCUUCCAAGGAAAGUCAAUGGAGGAAGUGAGACAGUCCCUUGUAUACACCACUCUGGAGCUUGAACAAACAAGAUUUGCAGUACAAGAAGAGCUAAGAAAGAGGGAUGAUCAACUUCUUAAUCUAAAGGAUCUUCUUAACAAUACCAUAAGAGAAAGAGAUGAAGCACAAGAGAAAUGCCAGAGACUUCUCUUGGAAAAGUUCCUUUUCCAACACCAACAGCAGCAGCAGCAGCAACAAGCAGAUCCUAAUUCUGGAGUUUCCAGCAUUGAGGAUGAACCCAGAAGAGGAAUUGACUCCAACAAUGGCCUCUCUUCAUCAGAUUGUGAAGAAAGCAUUGUUUCCUCUCCAGUUUUUGAUAACAUGCCUCAACCACAAUUUCCACUACCAUUACCAUCAGUGGCACAAUCCAUGAUUGAGCUAACACCAGAAAAGCCAUUACCAGAAAAGGGUAAGCUUUUACAGGCAGUGAUGAAAGCUGGCCCUCUGCUUCAGACUCUGCUCCUGGCAGGGCCACUUCCUCAAUGGAGACACCCACCACCACCACUUGAGUCCUUUGAGAUUCCCCCUGUCACCAUACCCUCACCACCACUACAGCCACCACAACAACCACCGCAGCUCCUCCACCAAGAGUCCUUUUUCAACGGUAGCAGCAGCACUAGUACUCAUUCCCAGUGUGGAAGAGUCAGUAGAAAAAGGAUCUUCUGUGAUGGCUCUGACUCUCCUUCAGAGACCAAGUUCCAAAGGGUUGUACUUCACUGACUUCUACCAAGUCAGAUUUUUACCCAUAGUUUUUCAAUUUAUAUAUCAGCAAUUUCACAGGAUUAAGAGUAGCAAGAUGAUAUGCAAUUAAUCUAGCAUCUGUACAGUGGUUUGUUUUAGGACACAAGUUAGUGCAUAUUUGGAAACAUUUCUACAGUUGAUCCUGAAGGCAGAAUCAAAUCUGGUGAGAAGUUUGUCUGAGCAGUUUUUGAGUUUCAGAAUUAAUUCCGAUGAUGGAAGAGAAACUAAUACAAACAUGCUGUUAACUCAUUAAGGGAGGAAGAAAAGAAACUAAGGAAGUGCUUGAUUUAGGCCAUGUUUGGGGUGAAGAAUUUAUCCUUGGCAUUUUCCCCUCUUCACAUUCUACUUUAUGUUGAUUUAUCCUUGAUUUCUCUGAUUGUAACAAUCAAUGAUACUGUAUGUGAUUAGAGUGUGUGUGUGUGUCAGUGUGUGUGUUUGUGACUUGAGUGAGUGAGGGAUUGGGUGUGGAGUGGUUGGUUUGGGAGGUGAGUGUGACCAACAACCAAAGGAAGGUCUUUGAGCUCUGCUUGUCGGGUUAGAGGGACCCAAAUUUAGAAUUAGCAUCUAUUACUUGCGUGAUGUAUGAUUAUGUUCAAGCUUUUUCUUAGGGAAGUUAUGAUUAUGCAGGUCUAA
Molecule: messenger RNA, 1559 nt
Organism: Lotus japonicus
Lineage: Eukaryota; Viridiplantae; Streptophyta; Magnoliopsida; Fabales; Fabaceae
Exons: 2
Coding region: 105-905 (266 amino acids)
Source: RefSeq, a predicted model, not a curated record